UUACUGUAUUUAUUAUUCUUAUUAUUAUAUUUAUUAUUUUACUCUCUUUAUUAUUGGCAGAAUACAUCAGCACAUUUACAUUGAAGAAGGUUAGAAUAAUGAUUUAAUCAGAGUUGGACAAUCUUAUUUUUAUUAUUAUUACAUUUACAUUAUUUUACUGUAUUUAUUACUCUUAUUAUUAUAUUUAUUAUUUUACUCUCUUUAUUAUCGGCAGAAUACAUCAGCACAUUUACAUUGAAGAAGGUUAGAAUAAUGAUUUAAUCAGAGCUGGACAAUCUUAUUUAUUAUUAUUAUUAUAUUGACAUUAUUUUACUCUCUUUACUAUUAUCGGCAGGAUACGCCAGCACAUUUACAUUGAAGAAGGUUAAAAUAAUGAUUUAAUCAGAGCUGGACAAUCUUAUUUUUUAUUAUUAUUACAUUUACAUUAUUUUACUGUAUUUAUUACUCUUAUUAUUAUAUUUAUUAUUUUACUCUCUUUAUUAUUAUCGGCAGGAUACGCCAGCACAUUUACAUUGAAGAAGGUUAGAAUCAGAGUUGGACGAUCUUAUUUUUAAUUACAGUUUUAUGUAAAUAUUCAAAAACAUUUAACCUAGUGAUGCCUCAAUUAAUAUAAUUUUAUUGGUAUCUAUUUUUAUGUUUGAAUCUCUUUAUUAUUAUCAGCGGAAUACAUCAGCACAUUUACAUUGAAGAAGGUUAGAAUCAGAGUUGGACAAUCUUAUUUUUAAUUGCAGUUUUAUGUAAAUAUUCAAAAUCAUUUAACCUCGUGAUGCCUCAAUUGAUAUAAUUGUAUUAGUAUCUAUUUUUAUGUUUGAAUCUCUUUAUUAUUAUCGGCGGAAUACAUCAGCAUACUUACAUUGAAGAAGGUUAGAAUCGGAGUUGGACAAUCUUAUUUUUAAUUACAGUUUUAUGUAAAUAUUCAAAAACAUUUAACCUCGUGAUGCCUCAAUUGAUAUAAUUUUAUUUUAAUUUAAUGUCAUUUUAUUGGUAUGUAUUUUAAAUGUAUUUUUAUUUCCUUGGUAUCUAUUUUAAUUUAAUGUCAUUUUAUUGGUCUCUAUUUUGAAUGUAUUUUUAUUUCCUUUUGCAAUAAAUUUGUUAAAGGGAUUUUUAUGGACACCCUGUGUAUGUAUGUGUGAGGUUGGAUCGCUUUGGAUCUCGUUGGGAAAAGUGAACACACCCCUGCGGUGUGUUGUUUUGCUGUUUGGACGAUUUCCCCUCACUUUUAGCCUCUGUGAUCCUUUGCAAAAAUGGGCUUGUUUUGGAAACGAGGAUCGGGGGUAAAUCUCCAGUGGAGACACCUUUCCCCCAGGAUGAUAACUUCCUGGUCCGUCCGAGGGGAAGAGCCCUCUCACUUCCUGUUGUCUCAGUCCCGGCGAGUCGGGCCCGUAUAACAACGUGGCCGCUGCGCUGUUGUUUCCGCAGCAGAGGUGGUUUGGAAAGAGCUCGUUGUUGUGUGUUGUUGUUUCCUGACUCUUGUCUUUCUCCCCCUUCUCCCUCCUCCGCUCUUCUCCACCUGACGUGGAACGUUUUCUGCAUCGACAGGGAUGCGCCGUGGUUGAGUUCAAGAUGGAAGAGAGCAUGAAGAAGGCGGUGGAGGUCCUCAACAAGCACAGCCUCAGCGGGAGGCCCCUCAAAGUGAAGGAGGACCCGGACGGGGAGCACGUCUGGCAUGCGGUGCAGAAGGGCAUGUCGUCCUCCGGGAGCAGGAUGGGGAUGGGUCCGGGCCCCGGGGGCCCCGGGGGCCCCGGGAUGGUCAACAUCCCCCCCAGCAUCCUUAACAACCCCAAAAUCCCCAACGAGAUCAUCCACGCCUUGCAGGCCGGGCGCCUGGGCAGCACCGUCUUCGUGGCCAACCUGGAUUACAUGGUGGGCUGGAAGAAGCUGAAGGAGGUCUUCUGCAUGGCCGGGGUGGUGGUCCGGGCCGACAUCAUGGAGGACAAGGACGGGAAGAGCCGCGGCAUCGGCACCGUCACCUUCGAGCAGGCCAUCGAAGCCGUCCAGGCCAUCUCGAUGUUCAACGGGCAGCUGCUUUUCGACAGGCCGAUGCAUGUGAAGAUGGACGAGCGGGCCUUGCCCAAAGGGGACUUCUUCCCUCCCGAGCGGCCGCAGCAGCUUCCCCACGGACUCGGGGGCAUCGGCAUGGGCCUGGGCCCCGGGGGCAUCCCCAUCGACGCCAACCACCUCAACAAAGGCAUCGGCAUGGGCAACGUUGGCCCUGGAGCCAUGGGAAUCGAAGGCUUGGGCUUUGGGAUGAACAAAAUGGGAGGGAUGGACGGCCCUUUCGGAGGCAUGGAAAACUUGGGACGCUUCCCGUCGGGGAUGAACCUCGGCCGGAUCAGCGAGAUGGACCGAGCCAUUGGGGGUGGCUUUGAGAGAGACUUCCCCCGGAACGACAUGGGGAUGCCACGCAGCUUCGGGGACUCUCUGGACAGAGGCAUCGGCAGUGGUGGCGGGGCCAGCCUCCCGUCCAUGGAGCGCAUGGGUGGGCCGGGCCUGGACCGCCUUCCCUCGGGCCUGGGCCACGGCCUGGAGAGCCGCGUGGGCUCGGAGAUGGACCGCAUGGGCCUGGUGCUGGACCGCAUGGGCUCGGGCGUGGAGCGCAUGGCCCCGGCCAUGGAGCGCAUGGCCCCGCUGGGCAUGGACCACCUGGGCUCGGGCCUGGACCGCAUGGGCGCCUCGGCCGCCGGCAUGGGCUUCGGCCUGGACCGCAUGGGCUCGGCCAUGGAGCGCAUGGGGGCGGCGGCGGCGGCUGGCGUGGAUCGCAUGGGCCUGGGCAUGGAGCGCAUGGUCCCCGUCAUGGACCGCAUGCCGGCCGGCCUGGAGCGCAUGGGCCUGGCCGCCGGGAACAUGGAGCGCAUGGGCCUGGAGCGCAUGGGCGUCGCAGCCGCCGCCGCCGCCGCCACCGGCAUGGAGCGCAUGGGGCAAGGCCUGGACCGGAUGGGCCUGGCCAUGGGUAACUCCUUCGGGAUGGAGCGCGGGAACUUCGCCUCCGCAGGAAACUUCCCCGGAGCCAUGGGCGCAGGAGCAGCGGGGGGGCCCCCCUCGGCCGCCGUGGCCCCCAGCGCCAGCAUGGCCAGGAAGGCCUGCCAGAUCUUCGUCCGGAACCUGCCUUUGGACUUCACCUGGAAGAUGCUGAAGGACAAGUUCAACGAAUGUGGGCACGUGCUGUACGCGGACAUCAAGGUGGAGAGCGGGAAGUCCAAGGGCUGUGGGGUGGUGCGCUUUGAGUCCCCCGAGGUGGCCGAGCGCGCCUGCCGCAUGAUGAACGGCAUCCAGCUCCGCGGGCGCGAGAUCGACGUUCGCAUCGACCGCAACGCCUAAGGCCACCCCCGCCCCCCCCCCCCCCGCCCCACCCUCAACAGCCUUUUUUAAUCCUUUGGUUCCCUCUGGGGUUUUGAAUUAUUGUUGUAAUUCCACAACAAUAGAGACAGACACUGGGGUGUCCGUGGUGGAGGAAAUACAUGAAACCUGCAAUGUCGUUGGAGCCUUUUUUAAUCCUUUGGUUCCCUCCCUCUUGGGUUUGUUUUAAUUCCCCUUUUUCAGUCCUUCCUUUGUAGCCUCACACUCUUGUUCCCAUAUGUUGUUUUUUUUCCUUUUGGAAUAUUAUAAUAAUAAUAAUAAUAAAAAGGUUUGGUCCCGAUCCAUCACUGUUUGGGUUCCUAGUGUCCUCUGUAUAGGGGUGAACUACAACUCCCUCCUCAGGCAAAUUCCACAACAAUAGAGAGAGACACUGGGGUGUCCGUGGUGGAGGAAAUACAUGAAACCUGCAAUGUCGUUGGAGCCUUUUUUAAUCCUUUGGUUCCCUCUUGGGUUUGAUUUAAUUCCCCUUUUUCAGUCCUUCCUUUGUAGCCUCACACGGUUGUUCCCGUAUGUUGUUUUUUUCCUUUUGGAAUAUUAUAAUAAUAAUAAUAAUAAAAAGGUUUGGUCCCGA
Molecule: messenger RNA, 3928 nt
Organism: Anolis carolinensis (green anole)
Lineage: Eukaryota; Metazoa; Chordata; Lepidosauria; Squamata; Anolidae
Product: heterogeneous nuclear ribonucleoprotein M-like
Exons: 13
Coding region: 1564-3318 (584 amino acids)
Cellular component (GO): nucleus; cytoplasm; ribonucleoprotein complex
Molecular function (GO): mRNA binding
Source: RefSeq, a predicted model, not a curated record